Molecule: messenger RNA, 5585 nt
Organism: Meriones unguiculatus (Mongolian gerbil)
Lineage: Eukaryota; Metazoa; Chordata; Mammalia; Rodentia; Muridae
Gene: Fsd2
Product: fibronectin type III and SPRY domain containing 2
Exons: 12
Coding region: 23-2263 (746 amino acids)
Molecular function (GO): protein binding
Source: RefSeq, a predicted model, not a curated record
CUGACUGAGAAGGAUUGUGUCAAUGGAGGAGGAAGCAGGGGAGGAGCCGGGGAUGGGCAGGCCAACAGCCCCCAAAGAUUUCCACUUUUAUAACAUGGACCUGUAUGACUCUGAAGAUAGACUGCAACUCUUCCCAGAAGAAAGCAGCAGGAUCAGAAGAGAAUUAACCCAAGCUGAACCGACCAAUGAGCCAAGGGGGACAGGGGACAGUAAGAAUCUUCAGAAGGAAGUAGAGGAGCUUGUCCAUCUAUAUGGGCUUGAAGAUGACCAUGAGUUGGGGGAUGAGUUUGUGGAUGAACACAGACUGGGAACUCUGGGGUACCCUUCUUAUGGGAUGAGGAGGAGAGACCUACCCAGGGAGCAGAGAGACUGGGGGCUUAGUGGGGAUGCAGCUGAGGCUGAGGACCUGGGCUAUGGAGGGCAAAGCUUUCCUGACCAAUGCCAAGACCUGCGGGAAGCCUACAGGUACACACAUGGCCGGGCCAGCGAGGAAUAUGAAUGCUAUGUCAUCCCAGAGGAGGAGGAUGAAGAAGAGCCUGCUGAUGUCUUCUGUGUCACUUGCAAAACUCCAGUAAGAACAGUUGAGAAGGAUUUUGAUCUACACAAGGAACAUGAAGUAACCCCAAUCAACAAAGCACUGGAAAAUGCCAAGGAUGAAAUUCACAAAAAUAUGUGCAAAUUGGAGCAGCAGAUUAUUGAGAUGGAAAAUUUCGCUAGCCACCUGGAGGAAGUGUUCAUUACUGUGGAGGAGAAUUUUGGAAGACAGGAACAAAACUUUGAGUCACAUUACAAUGAGAUCUUGGAAACUCUUGCUCAAAAGUAUGAAAAAAAAAUUCAAGCGCUAGGGGAGAAAAAGAAAGAGAAGCUGGAAGCCUUAUACGGACAACUGGUCAGCUGUGGAGAAAAUCUUGACGCCUGCAGAGAGCUGAUGGAAACCAUAGAAGAGAUGUGUCAUGAAGAAAAGGUUGAGUUCUUAAAGGAUGCAGUGGCUAUGACUGACAGACUGGGGAAAUUCCUAAAAACCAAAACAGACGUGGAGCUCUCUGCACAGCCUGAGUUUGAAGAUCAGACCCUGGACUUCUCUGAUGUGGAGCAGCUGAUGGAUUCCAUCAACACCAUUCCAGCUCCCUCUGCUCCGGUGAUAAAUCCCCAGGCGCCCAACUCAGCCACCAGCUCCUCAGUCCGUGUGUGCUGGAGCUUAUACGCUGAUGACACCGUGGAGAGCUAUCAGCUGUCCUACAGGCCGGUGCGAGACAGCUCAUCCGGCAAGGACCAAGCAGAGUUCUCCACGACAGUCAAAGAAACAUAUUGCUCAGUGACAAAUCUUGAGCCAAACACCCAAUAUGAAUUUUGGGUCAUAGCUCAGAACAGGACUGGCCCCAGCCCCUCGAGUGAGCACGCAGUGUAUAUGACAGCCCCCUCUCCUCCCACUAUAAAAAGAGAGGCAAUCAGAAGCUGUGAAGAGGCUGCUCUAAUUUGCUGGGAGUCCGGGAACCUGAAUCCUGUGGACUCCUACACGGUGGAGCUGAUCCAGGCAGAAACGACAGAAGCCUCGGGGGUGACAGAGUCUGUAGUCGGCAUCCCGACCUGUGAGUCCCUGAUACAGCUGCAGCCUGGACACAGCUACACAAUCUACAUUCGAGCCCUCAAUGUCGGGGGCACCAGUGCCAGAAGCGAGCCUGCUACCGUACGCACCACAGGAAGUUACUUCCAAUUGAACAAGGACAGCUGCCACCCCUGGCUGACCGUUUCUGAAGAUGGCUUGACAGUGGUUCGAAGUGAGAAGAGAGUUUUCAGAAGGGAGCCGCCACCCAGCAAGACGAAGUUUACCAGGUGUGUUGCUGUCAUGGGAAAUCUCAUUCCAGUCCGAGGACGCCAUUACUGGGAGGUGGAGGUGGAUGAGCGCGUGGAUUACACUGUUGGUGUGGCCUGUGAAGAUGUCCCUAAACAGGAAGACCUGGGGGCAAACUGCUCGUCCUGGUGCAUGAGGCAUGCAUUUGCCUCCUCAAGGCACCGGUAUGAAUUUCUGCACAACAGGACAACUCCAGACAUAAGAAUCACAGUUGCUCCAAAGAAGAUCGGCGUCCUGCUGGACUAUGAAAACUCCAAGCUGUCCUUUUUCAAUGUGGACCUUGCGCAGCACCUGUACACAUUUAGCUGUGAGCUUCACCAAUUUGUGCAUCCCUGUUUUUCUUUGGAAAAGUCUGGAUGCCUCAAGAUCUGCAAUGGCAUUCCGAUGCCAAAGCAUGUCACUUUCUUUUAGGCCCUUCUGAUGUUGUUUCCGGCCUCGCUUCUGUUCUCUCCCUCGGCCCCCGCACAUUGCUGGCUGAACUUGGUAUUCAUCUUUCCUUCAGCCAGUGCACACUAAAGCUCUAGUGGAAGGUGUACUGGAACCCAUUUCACCUGAUGUGGACACAUGCUGUGUGCUGCUCCCUAUGUGAUGCUAGGAGAGCCAUUAUCAGGCCAGGCUGUUAAAAGAGGGGUCGGGCUCUGAGCUCAAAGGGCUCCUGUGGGGUCAAACUACAGUUGUCUGUUUGUGGAUAUAUAAAAUAUUUUGAGUCUCCUAAGUCUAGAGGAUCAGGGAAGCCAUAAUGGAGGCAGCCGCCCCUGUAUUUGUGACAUUUCACUCUUUAUCAAGAACAAGAACAGACUUCAUAAGGCAAGAAACUCUCUGCAGAAAAACAAGUAAGGCGGGUGCCCAUCUCAAGGCCAUCAUGGUGGGUUGAGAAUGCCCCCCCAGAGGCUCAUGUAUUUGACUGCUUAGUCACUGGGGAGUUGUUGAAAAGGAUUAGACUGAUUAAAAGGUGUGGCCUUGCGGGAGGAGGUUGUGCUUUGAGGUUUCAAAAGCCCAUGCCAGGCCAAGUGUGUGUGUGUGUGUCUCUCUCUGCCUGUGAAUCAGGAUGUGUCUCUCGGCUACUGCUCCAGCACCAUGGCUGCUGCUAUCCUCCCACCGUGCUUCCUGUCGUGAAGACAAUGGACUGAACCUCUGAAACUGUGAGCAAGCCCCCAAGUACAUGUUUUCUCUUCUAAGUGCUGCUCUGGUCAUGGUGUGUCUCUUCACAGCAACAGAGCAAUGACUAAUACAGAAGCUGGUCCACAGACUGCUGUCACGGGCCUGACCACGCUGUUUGCUGGAAGAAUAUGAAAGACAUUGGGACUCAGGACUAGAGAUGUGGUUGGAUACUUUCAGUGGGGCUCAAUGGGAGCAGAGAAGACAGACCGGAGCUGGUCUGAACUGUGGUGGCAAGAAGUUUAAGAGGGAAUGAAUAUUAGUAAGCUACCUCUAGACUAUUCUUGUGAUAUUUUGUCAAAGAAUGUGGCUACCUUUCACCCUGGCCCUAAAAAUCUGCCUGAAGAUAAAUUUAAAUUUUUUGGAUUAGGGCUUUAGCAAAAAAGAUUUCAAGACAGCCUAAUACUGACCCUAUUGUAUGGCUACUAGGCUAUUGUUCUUAUGCUUAUCUAGAAUAAAAAGGAAUAAGGGGGGCAAGGAAAACAUUCAAAAUGUUAGUCUUGAGGAGAAAAGAAGCACCAGUAGAUGAUUGCCUACAGUCACGUUCUGUGUUCAAGGAGACAAAAAGUUUCAAGAAAAGCCUGAUGCUAAAUUGAAUAAAGGGAGUGGUGACCCCAGGGCAAGACCCCACCUAGCUAAGCUUCUAACUUGUGAAAAGAAUCAAAGGAAAACUUAAGCAGUGAGGGAAACCAUCAACAACAGAAAGCUGGUGCAACUAUGAUUUAAAAAGGGGGCCAAGCUCCACCAGCCCCAUCAGGCAGAACUUGGCAGCUUCAGCCAUGUGGUUCUGGCUUUAGAGUUAAGAAUACAAUAAAGAGGUUGAGGAAUCUCCCUCCAUCCACACUAAGGAAAGCCACUGAGGCCAGACGGGGGUGUCCCUACACGGAGGCCCAGAGAGUGUGUGAAGCUGUGAAGGGGAAGCCUGAUUGCGUUGGAAACCUCUAGGUGUUGGAGGUGCCAGAAAUUUGGGAUAACCCCCAAGAAGAGCUGCUAACAGGGAGUAGAGGCAGCCCAAGAGAGAGAAGUCUGUGGUAGUCAACAAAGCUAAAAGCAGUUGGAGUUCUGAAGAACGCUUUGACAUUAGACAUGAAGAUGCAGGAUUUAGUUAGUCUUGCUAGGUUUAGGUCUGUCUUUGGUCCAGCAAUUCCUCACUAUGCUCCCUUUCGUUCUUUUUGGAUGGUAUAGAAUAGAUGGUAACGUCUAUUCUGUGCCAUUUUAUGUUGGAAGUAUAUGAUCUGCUUUUUUUAUUUUGAUUUUACGGGGGUUUCAGUUAAGAGAUUGCCAUGAGUCUGAGAAGACACUUUGGACUUUUAACUAAAUAGUGUUGAGACAGCAACAGGAUAGUGACUAAGACAAACAUCUUCACCCAUAUUUCCUAACAAAAGCUGGCAGCAGCUUGGCAAAUUCCUCCCAAUGAGCAUUUACAUGUUAUCUUCUCUCUCAUGGUGGUUCUAAUACCAUUCUAAUUUUGGAAAUACCUGUAAGAUGCCUAAAGGCAGAGACAGUGUGUGCCUUGUUCAUAACUUGACCUUGGGGGCUAACAGGUCAACAGGUGCACACCAAUACAUGCUGUGUAAACAAGGACCUACUUCAGCCAGCCACUGUUCUUUGGCUUCAUGCUGCUCUUGGUGAGAAUGGUGGCAGGGCUUUCAAAACUCUAGCAAAGCACCUAUGCCAUGGAGAAAGGAAAGCCUAAGGGAGGCAGUGUGAAGGAGCAGGAGGCACCUGUGGCUCAAUGGAGCAUUAUGCCACACACCCACACAUGCAACCUACUUGUGACUGGGGUGCUGUCCUUAUGUGCUGAGGAAGGGGCUGGGAUGGACGGAGAUACUAGGAAGAGCAUUAGCUAUGAUCCGCUGUAGAAACCGUUGUGAAAUGUGAGCAGCGGAUCUGAAACCAAGAACUAGGGCUGAUGGCUAUUUUGUACCUACUUACCUAAAACCUUAUACACUGCCCUGUCUCAUAGGGAUGUGAGGCUUCAUGACAAACCUAAGUGCCAAGUAAUAGGUGACAUAUGGUGUACACAGGGUGUUCCAAAGUAAUCAUCAGCUAGCCAAAGUCAAAGCUGGAUCCGAGAGAGAGGGACAUACUCUAUCCAUCAGUUCUCAGGUGCCCUGCCUCACUGCCUUCAUGCCAUUUUGUACCAUGGUACCUGGCUCCAUCAGCGGCAUUCCUGGCUCCCCUGCUCACAUUUCCAACGCCCUCACGGUGGCUGUCAAAGCUCAGCACUCCAGCUGCAGAGCAAGAACUCUACUUAAGAAGCAAUAGGAGACUGAGUUAUGCCACCAACACAGGCACGUCCUGCUCUCAGCACCAGGGAAACAUCCUUCUCUUUAGAACUUUGUUUUCUAGCACAUUCAUAUUCUGACACGGUAACAACUUUCAUCUCCUUCCAGACUGUACUAGUGCAAACAGCAGUUCCGCUCCUGAUUUAUCACUUGCCUGGAGAGUUUAAGGGCUUCUCUGUCACACACACACCCCCCUCUGCUCUGCCAAGCUGGGCCUCUUACCCUGACAUAAGGCACUGCAGAUGUAAACAGCUGACCGACACUGUUAAUGAAAUAGGUGUGUGUUU